AUGUAUGUUAUACGAACAAGUUCAAAAUUUUAUGAAAAUCGUUUAAUAUAUUCUCUUCAAACAUGGAUAUCAUUAGUUACUGAACAUGUUUAUUUUAUUACAGAUAAAAUUCUACCAAAUAUAUCAUAUAAUCAUAUGAUUUUAACUGAAAAUUUAUGUGGUGAUGAAAAACAUUCAAUGAAAAUAUUAUGUUGUAAAACAGCACAUGAUUUUAUAUUUUUUCAUCGUUAUAUUAAAAAUUAUGAUUGGUUUUGUCAUUUUGAUGAUGAUCAAUAUGUUAAUAUAAAUAAUUUAGAAAAAUAUUUAUCUACAUUAAAUUUUAAUCAACCAUAUUAUAUUGGACGUAAUUCAUGGUUAAAAGCACUUAAUCGUUUAAAACAACCAUAUCCAUAUCCAUUUUGGUUUGCUACAUUAGGUGCUGGUGUAUGUUUAUCAAAAUAUUUAGUUUAUCUUCUUCAAUCUUAUACAUAUAAUAUUUCACAAUUUAUUAAUGGUUGUAUAAAAGAAAAUUAUCAUGAUGAUAUUUAUUUAGGUUUUCUUAUAUCAUCUCAACUUAAUGUAACAUUAACAAAAAAUUUUCGUUUUCAUUCUCAUUUAGAAAAAAAUUUUUAUAAUGAUAAAAAAAAAUUUUUUAAUAUAUUUACAGAACAAAUAACAUUUGGUUUUUAUUAUCCUUAUUAUUAUCCAAAAUUUCUUCCAAAUCUUUAUGACUCACAUUCAGAUCUUUGUCGUAUACGUACACUUCAUUGUCUAUUAUAUCCAUAUAUACUCGAAUGUCAAAUAAAAAUACGUCAAUAUCUUUUAAAUAUAACUCAAUAG
This is a messenger RNA of Rotaria sp. Silwood1, 819 nucleotides long. Lineage: Eukaryota; Metazoa; Rotifera; Eurotatoria; Philodinida; Philodinidae. The record is from the annotation of a GenBank genome assembly.